Messenger RNA from Rotaria sp. Silwood1, 705 nucleotides. The record is from the annotation of a GenBank genome assembly. Lineage: Eukaryota; Metazoa; Rotifera; Eurotatoria; Philodinida; Philodinidae.
AUGUCAUGGAUAAUCGAAAAAAGUGAUAAUGCAUCAUCAGCCAUUAACAUACAAGGUAACAGCGUUACUUGUCACAAAGAAGGUGAUUAUGGCAGUCCAAUUCAUGUUCUUUGGAAAGAUCCAGCUGAAAAAUCAGGAUUAUAUUACUGGCAAAUUGAAUUUUCACAAUUAGAUGAACAUGGGGUUGCAAGUGUUGGUCUAACCACACAGGACCACUUCAAAGGUGGCUAUAGCUUCUAUGGAGAUGGUAAAGCUGCAAUCAAUCGAUCCGAAAAAAUUCCAAAAAUGCUCGAUCGACGACAAGAACAGUUCAAAGGCAUGGAUGGUCACUGGAAACUGGUUGAUCACCCACAAUACAGUGAAUGUAUUGGUUAUCACUUUCGUCUGUUUAAACCAGUUCGAGCCGAUAGUAAUACUUACUGUCUUUGGACUAGUAUUGUAAAUGAUAUAAGUUGCGAUCUUGUCCAUGAUCCGUUCACAAAUAAAUGGACAAAUAAAGGCAUUCAGACAACAUUGAUGGAUGGAGAUGACGAAUUGCUACGAAAGGAAGAAGUAAUGCUGAACCUUCUCGAUGAAAUAACCAAUGUUGGGUUACAAGGACAACAUUUGGUUAUGAUGUUGAAUGGAAACCAAGUGAAAUUUGAACGCUAUACACAGGAUCCUUCAAUAGCAUACACGAAAAAUGUUUUCACAGAAGAAUAUUAG